AGUCUCUCACAGAAAGCUAGAGAUGAAGGAACAUUCAGACACAUAGGUUUCCAAGAAGAGUCCACUGACAACAUACCCAAAGUGUCUUCUGAAAAUUAUAAGAUAUCCUGAGUUUCUGUUAGGAGAUUGGUUCCAGCUCCGUUGUCCCUCCCCCGUCAUUCAGUAGUCUCUGUAAAAGCCCUUAGAGCUUGUGUUACUCCACAGGAAGCCAAGAAACACACAGGAAGAGGAGCUUAGCUGCUGGAAAAACGUGAUUUAAGGAGAAGGAAGAGAUCCAAUGGGUUCUAUAUCACGAAGAUAUUGAGAUAAGAACCAAGAUGGAUUUGCAGCCACUGCAUUUGCAGCCUUGAGGUCAUAAGCAUCCUCAGGAAAAUGCACCAUGGGUGCGGGCAAGAUGGAAACCAACCUCUCCACUCCUCUGAAUGAGCAUGAAGAAGCGUCCUAUGAGUCUGCUGGCUACACUGUUCUGCAGAUCCUCCCGUUGGUGGUGCUUGGGGUCACCUUUGUCCUCGGGGUCCUGGGCAAUGGGCUUGUGAUCUGGGUGGCUGGAUUCCGGAUGACACGCACAGUCACCACCAUCUGUUACCUGAACCUGGCCCUGGCUGACUUUUCUUUCACGGCCACAUUACCAUUCCUCAUUGUCUCUAUGGCCAUGGGAGAAAAAUGGCCUUUUGGCUGGUUCCUGUGUAAGUUAAUUCACAUCGUGGUGGACAUCAACCUCUUUGGAAGUGUCUUCUUGAUUGGUUUCAUUGCACUGGACCGCUGCAUUUGUGUCCUGCAUCCAGUCUGGGCCCAGAACCACCGCACCGUGAGUCUGGCCAUGAAGGUGAUCAUCGGACCUUGGAUUCUUGCCCUAGUCCUUACCUUGCCAGUUUUCCUCUUUUUGACUACAGUAACUAUUCCAAAUGGGGACACGUACUGUACUUUCAACUUUGCAUCCUGGGGUGACACCCCUGAGAAGAGGAAGAAUGUAGCCAUUACCAUGCUGACAGCCAGAGGGAUCAUCCGGUUUGUCAUUGGCUUUAGCACGCCGAUGGCCAUUGUUGCCAUCUGCUAUGGGCUCAUUGCAGCCAAGAUCCACAAAAAGGGCAUGAUUAAAUCCAGCCGUCCCUUACGGGUCCUCACUGCUGUGGUGGCUUCUUUCUUCAUUUGUUGGUUCCCCUUUCAACUGGUUGCCCUUCUGAGCACUGUCUGGCUCAAAGAGAUGUUGUUCGAGGGCAAGUACAAAAUCAUUGAUAUCCUGGUUAACCCAACGAGCUCCCUCGCCUUCUUCAACAGCUGCCUCAACCCCAUGCUCUAUGUCUUUGUGGGCCAGGACUUCCGAGAGAGACUGAUCCACUCCCUGCCCACCAGUCUGGAGAGGGCCCUGUCUGAGGACUCAGCCCCAACCAAUGACACGGCUGCCAAUUCUGCUUCACCUCCUGCAGAGACUGAGUUACAGGCAAUGUGAGGAUGGGGUCAGGGUUAUUUUGAGUUCUGUUGAUCCUACCCUAAUGCCAGUUCCAGCUUGAUCUACCUUUGAGUCAUAUUGAGGCAUUCAAGGAUGCACAGUUCAAGUAUUUAUUCAGGAAAAAUGCUUUUGUGUCCCCGAUUUGGGGCUAAGAAAUAGACAGUCAGGCUACUAUAAUAUUAGUGUUAUUUUUGGUUUUUUUGACUUCUGCCUAUACCCGGGUAAGUGGAGGCGGGAAACAGAAGAGAAAGAGUGGUGGGGAUUUGUAAGACUUAGAUGAGAUAGCGCAUAAUAAGGGGAAGACUUUAAAGUACAAAGUAGAAUGUUUGCUGUAGGUUUUUUAUAGCUAUUUUUAAAAAUCAGACUAUGGAAGUUUUCUUCUAUUUUUAGUUUGCUAAGAGUUUUCUGUUUCUUUUUCUUACAUCGUGAAUGGACGUUGUAUUUUAUCAAAUGCAGUUUCUACAUGUAUUAAGUUGGUCAUAUUCUUCUUCUUCUUUUAUGUAAAUCAUCAUAAAUAAUGUUCAUUAAGUUCUGAAUGUUAAACUACUCUUGAAUUCCUGGAAUAAACCACACUUAGUCCUGAUAUACUUUAAAUAUUUAUAUCUCACAAGAGUUGGUUAGAAUUUCUGUGUUUAUGUUUAUAUAAAAAUGGUUCUGUUAUUUCACUUUUUCUACUGUCCUUGCUAAGUUUUACAUCAAACUUGUAAUGGUCUCUUAAAAGGAAUUGAGAAGUAAUUCCUCUGAUUCUGUUUUCUGAUGUUAUGUCUUCAUUAAAUAUUCAGAAAAACUCACCAGUGAA
Mandrillus leucophaeus (drill) is the source of this 2249-nucleotide messenger RNA. It is a transcript of the gene FPR2, whose product is annotated as formyl peptide receptor 2. The record is from RefSeq and is a predicted model, not a curated record. Gene Ontology annotation, cellular component: plasma membrane. Gene Ontology annotation, molecular function: complement receptor activity; N-formyl peptide receptor activity. Lineage: Eukaryota; Metazoa; Chordata; Mammalia; Primates; Cercopithecidae. Gene Ontology annotation, biological process: complement receptor mediated signaling pathway; inflammatory response; positive regulation of cytosolic calcium ion concentration. The transcript is spliced from 3 exons. Bases 380 to 1450 code for a protein of 356 amino acids.